AUGGAAGUUAUACCUAAUUAUUGGCUAACAUCGCUAGCUGUGGAAUCUCAAGAAUCUCUGGUUUCUGGUGCUGAGUGGGAAAGUGAAAGCCCCAAGGCUGGUUUUUCUUCUACAGCUUCAGGAUGGCCUUCCUUUGAUGACAUCAAAUCAUCUUCUCUCACUUAUUCUCUAUCAGCAGAAGAGAAAGCAAUUGUGGCAAUGCUGCAAUUGCAGCACAGAGCAUUAGAAGCUUGCCAGAAGUUCUUAGUUGGGGAUGCUGGUUCUGAUAGUGACGAAGAUGAUGAGGAGGCAGAGGAUGAUGAGCUGCUACAUAAUGAUUCUAAAGAAUCUGAGGAGUAUAAGUUCUUUGAAAAAGUGUUUGCAGAAGAUGGUGACCUUAGGAGAUAUUAUGAGAACAAUCACAAGGAAGGAGAUUUUUAUUGUUUGGUUUGUGGGGGUAUUGGGAACAAGGUAUGGAAGAGGUUUAAGGAUUGUAUUGGACUAAUUCAACACUCCACUGCCAUACUAAGGACAAGAAGGAAGCAAGCUCACAGGGCCUAUGCACAAGUCAUCUGCAAAGUUAUAGGUUGGGAUAUUGAUCAAAUGCCAGCUAUUGUGUUAAAGGAUUUGGAUUCCUCAUUGGCUGGUUCAAGGAAGCUUUUCGUUGAGCCCAAAAAUCCUGUUGUGGGUUGUACUGAUGAUACAAAUUCAAAUGUUCUUGGUCUUUUAGGUGGAAACCAACUAAAAAGUGCUAUUAACUCAGAGAAAGCUGUGAAGAUGAAUAGUGCUGAUGUUGCUGAGUUACUUGACUUGAUAGACACUGGUGAUUUGAAUGACUCCUCAUGGAACUGGUGA
Glycine soja is the source of this 834-nucleotide messenger RNA. RefSeq lists its product as uncharacterized. Bases 1 to 834 code for a protein of 277 amino acids. The transcript has 4 exons. The record is from RefSeq and is a predicted model, not a curated record. NCBI's taxonomy places the organism in Eukaryota, Viridiplantae, Streptophyta, Magnoliopsida, Fabales, Fabaceae.